Messenger RNA from Scylla paramamosain (green mud crab), 10278 nucleotides. RefSeq names its product transmembrane protein 184B-like (gene Tmep). Gene Ontology annotation, biological process: transport. Gene Ontology annotation, molecular function: transporter activity. The transcript is spliced from 11 exons. The coding region runs from base 280 to 1848 and encodes 522 amino acids. Lineage: Eukaryota; Metazoa; Arthropoda; Malacostraca; Decapoda; Portunidae. Gene Ontology annotation, cellular component: membrane. The record is from RefSeq and is a predicted model, not a curated record.
CAGCACGCAUGCGCGAGGCAGUGCUGAAAACAUCGCCAUUGAGAGGUGUACGUGUUGUUGUGUGCCGCAAAUUUUACCCAAUAUUACCCUCCUGUCGCGAGUUACCGAGGAUCUUACAGUGCGUGCGUGCGUUGUGAUGUGCUAUGUGCCACUCCCACACCUGGACCCCUGAGUAUAGUGUGCGAGGAUAGCGAAAUAAGGUGCACCACACAAGAUGAGCACAGGAAGUGGGGAUGCGGACUCCUCCACCCCCCAGAAGCUACGACCAUCCCCACAACCAUGAUCGAUGCCUCCACCACCAGCCUGCCACCCCUCACCUCCCCAGGCACCAUGAGUCCCACCAACAUCCCCAUCGAUGACCUGCCCUUCGUCCAGACCACAGCAGCUCAGGCCAUCGCUGGUGCCUUCGUGUGGGCCGCCCUGCUCAUCACAUGCCACCAGAUCUACCAACACCUGCGUUACUACAGCAAUCCAGCAGAGCAGAGAUGGAUAGUAAGAAUUCUGCUGUUCGUCCCCAUCUAUGCCUUCGACUCCUGGCUCUCCUUGCUCUUCUACAACAUGGACAACUACAUCUACUUCAACACCGUCAGGGAUUGCUAUGAAGCUUUUGUGAUUUAUAACUUCCUGAGCUUGUGUUAUGAGUACCUGGGUGGCGAGGGCAACAUUAUGAGUGAGAUCAGAGGCAAGCCAAUCAGGUCGUCCUGCAUGUACGGCACCUGCUGCCUGGCAGGGAAGACCUACACCAUUGGGUUCCUGAGGUUUUGCAAGCAGGCGACACUCCAGUUCUGCUUCGUCAAACCGGCCAUGGCAUUCAUUACCAUCAUCCUGCAGUUCCUUGGGAAGUACCGGGAUGGUGACUGGAGUCCCGAGGGUGGCUACCUCUACAUCACCAUCAUCUACAACAUAUCGGUGUCACUGGCCCUGUACAGCCUCUUCCUCUUCUACUUUGCCACCCGGGACUUGCUGCAGCCCUACGAUCCAGUACUGAAGUUUUUCACCAUCAAGUCCGUCAUCUUCCUCUCCUUCUGGCAAGGUGUGUUACUUGCCAUCCUGGAGAAAGCCAACGUGAUCAAGGCCGACCCGCACCUCAACACUGGCACCGUCUCAGCCGGCUACCAGAACUUCAUCAUCUGUGUGGAGAUGUUCUUCGCCUCGGUGGCUUUGCGCUAUGCCUUCCCCUACCAGAUCUACGGAGACUUCACCGUCUCCGGGCCAGGCCGCAGUGUUACCAUGCAGAGUAUCUCCUCCUCCCUCAAGGAAACCAUGAACCCCAAGGACAUCAUGACAGACGCCAUCCACAACUUCCACCCGCAGUACCAGCAGUACACCCAGUACAGUGCAGGGGGAGGAGGCCGCCCCACACAGGUACUGACGCAGAGCCACGACAUGGAGGAGCUGCGACCUGACCUCCUGCCCGUCUCAACCUCCACCACCACCGCUGGCACUCCCGACCCCACCACCACUGCCACCACUCACCCUGCGCGGGGCCGUGGUGGCAGUGGUGGGGGGGCGGGGACCACUGUGGUGGGGUCAGGCCUCAGUGUCAUCUCGAGUGCCGUUCCCUCAACAACACAGGCCCAGCAGAUUACUAGGCUGCCUCCACCGCCCUCCAAAGGAGGCACCACCAGAGGAUCGGGACACACCGCAGUGAGCACAUAUGACGCAGAUGAGGCGCCCCGCUCAAAUAGCAGCAACGGGAUAAAUGGGAUGAGUGGGGGCCAUGGGAACAGUGGUGGUGGCACGGGAGGUGGUGGAAGGGGGCCACAGAAUGGAGGGCGGAACGGAAAUGGACGGGUCGCCUAUAAUGAGAAGACGAUGCUGUUGAGCUCCGAUGAUGAAUUCCAGUGAGGCAGUGAGGGUUGAAUGUCAUCCAAACCUCAAAAGGUGCAGCUGACACGAAGCAUUCUCCUCCACACACGGCAGGAAGGAAGGAAGGAAGCCAGGCACCAAACACCAACUCAUACCUUUAGUUCACUUGUCCUGCAGUACCGGGGAAAAACGUCUUUCGUUAGUGUGGGAUCUUACUUGAGCAGGAGAGCAGGUGGGACGGGUGGGUGUCUGGCCAGAUGUCACACUGGUGCUUCAAGCUGCCUAGGAAACUGUUCAAUACAUUUUUUUUGGUGCAUCAUAACUGUUUCUCCACCUCCCUAAUUCCAUCAUCAUUUUUGCAUCAUUGUCCUUCCUCCUCUUCCUCCUGUUUUCCUUGUCACAAAUGGAGCAUUCAUGACUUGAGUUUCGUGUUUUAUUUAUUUGAAGUCUGCUACAAGUCUGCUUUCUUUCUAACAUUGUGUACCAAGAGCCACAGACGGCGUAGCAGGUGCCGAGAAUGACUGACUGAAUGAGUGUGUGUGUGUGUCAUGAAGUCAAUUCAUCUUGUCUGUGUCCGUCUCCCUGAUUCUUCCAAAUGCGAUGCUGUGUUGUGCAAGUCAAGUCAGGAACAGAAAGCUGUGGACACUCUUGACAUUAUGAUACACUUGAAGAACUGAGGCAUUCCUAAUUGUACAGCCUUAUACGCAUUCCAUGUAAACAACCACAAUUGUCAGUAAAAUAACAAGAAAACACACCACAAUGUUUCAGCAUCACCAGAAAAUUAACAACCAUUCCAUUACGUGUCCGAAUUGUAGCGGCUGACAGAGCAAGUGUAGAGUGUGUGAGGAGUAGUUAGGGAAGGGGAAAUGUGUGCUGGUUCUUAAUUGUCCCAUCAAGAGUUAUGAUUAAAUAUCCCUCAAAAACAUAUUCCACAUCACAGGCUGACAGUGCAGCCUCGGGAUGAUUCCUUUGUCACAAUAACUGCAGAAAAGAACAUCAUACACGGACGUCAUUCCCUUUUAUGAUUUCCGUGGAGUGUCUUGUGGAAAACUAAUAUGCUUGUGUGCAUCUGAGUGUGUGUGUGUGUGUGUGUGUGUGUGUGUGUGUCAGAAAGAAAGUUGCAAGUAUUAGUCAUACUUGAAGUGGAUGCACAUGUGCUAUUUAAACACCUCAUUAAUAGUUCAUGGUGAAAAAUUGAUGUGUGAGGGAAUGCAUUAUCUUAUGUGAUGCUGCUGGUACAUCAUCUGUAAACAUUCUGUAGCUUAAUGUGGGAGUGAUUCAGAAAAUUGGCUACAGGCAUUUUGAUAAAAGAUGUGCUUGUAUGUAGCAUUGCAUUUGUGGAUUUUGUAUUCUUGUGAGAUCUUUUUAUCACUUGCUGGCAUUCAGAAUUACUGUACUCUGUAAAUGCAAAAUAUUUAUAUCACUGAGUUUCAAGUAAAUUUGUAAACUUCACCCAUGAACAUUUCACCUAAAACAAUUUCACUUUACUUAGACCAAGCUAACUUUUCAUGGUGGAAUUUCUUUUAGGAGAAAUUCACCUAAGGGCAACUUACCUUAACACAAGUGCUUUCAUUCAUCAGACCCAAAAACAAUACCAAAUUCAUCCCGGUUUUUAGUUUGCUUAAGAGUGCAAGUGUGUGAUGUGUUAGGAGGCUGAGGUGUGUGUUGUGUGUGGAAGGCUGAGGUGUGUGUGUUGGGAAGGUUAAGGUGUGUGGUGUGUGUGGAAGGUUAAGGAAGAUAAUGAAGUGGGGGGACCUGCCUCUGGCCUUCCCCAUACUGAUAAGUCAAUGCUCUCUUGUACAUGAUGAGGAACACUGCAGCUCCUCCAGGCAUUUCAGUUCUGUUGGAUCAUAUCAUGUAACAAUAUCAUUUAAAAUUGAUCAAGGUUCACAAAGACUGCAGUGGGAGGCAGUAGCUGUGUGAGAGAGCCUUUGCUUACUGAGGAAGAGUAUGCAUCCUUGAGUUCUGUAUAAUUUGUUGGUUGUGCUGGCAUCAUGUUAUUGAUGAGUGUUUGAAUUGGUUCAGUAUCAGGAGUGGCUGUCCUGCCACACAGCUGCUGCAGUGGGAGGUUGGUGACCAGUGAGGUGUGCAACAUCCCAAGAUUCAGUGUUAUAAGAGGAUUUUAUUUAUUUUUUAGUGGAUGAUUGAUGAAAUACAUCAUUGAGAAGACCCAGAGAUUUUACUAUCAUGCACACACACACACACACACACACACACACACACACACACACACACACACACACACACACACACACACACACACACACACACACACACACACACACACACACACUGACACGCACACACACACACAGACACGCACGCACACGGACACACACACACACACACACACACACACACACACACACACACACACACACACACUGUAUGAUGUGCUGUGCAUAGUGUACCAGUGAAUGUUAGAUCCAAACUUUAUUUUUAUAUAGAAUGAAUACUUUUCUGCAGAUCAUAACAAAAUGCCCUAAAUAAACUUAUCCCCACACUGAGGAUGAGUUCUCAGUCUUAGCUAAACAAAAUACCCAAGCAGUCAGUAGACUGAUAGAUGGUAUGUGUAAUUUAUAAUGUGUAUAUGUGCACAUGCACAAAUAUGUGUGUAUGCAUGUGUAUAAUAUCCAGCAAGUCACUGUUCUGCCUAGGGUGUGUCUGCUAAAUGCUUGAACACUUUCCACUGUGAUUUUUUUUUGUUAUCUAAUAUGAUUUCCUGAGGGAUUUUCCUUUGUGAUGAGGGGCAUCAGAUGUGUUUUGUACAUGUGUCUUAUUUUCUGUCCUCCUUGCCUCCUCUCAGCUUUUUCAUUUAACAUUAGGACUGUGGACCUCAGAGCUACUUAUAAUAUGAUUUCUGGAAACACUUAUAGAUUCAGAAACCCAUGAUGAAAGGAAGCUUUACUAUACAUAUAUCCCACAAGUUAAGGCCGUGAGGUUUGGGCUGUGUUGCAUGUACAUACAUUAGCAGCCCUCCUGUCUGGCUGAGAGUUGGUCCUGCUCACUGCAAACUACUGUUCCUGUCUUGGGUGUCUGUGUGGAUGUGAGUGCAGUGGUGUCAAGUGUGUGGCUGCUGUGACCUGUGUUGCCUGGAGUGUUGGUUUACUAGAGUAGAUCCAUGAGGAACUGGGAUUGGUGGUGAGCUCAGGCUUGGAUAGUCUCCCCUGUAGAUGUUGCCUUGCAUGGAUCAAGAAAGAGAAGCCCAUGUGUAUAUAUUUUAAGAGUACAAACAGAUGAUUUUUUUGUCACAAGCUUACUAAUUGAGACACACACACACACACACACACACACACACACACACACACACACACACACACACACACACACACACACACACACACACACACACACACACACACACACACACACACAUAUGCUUAAGGCAAAUGGGUGAGCCACUUAAUGUGAGCCCCAGUUCACCUAGCAGCUAGUAGGUAUGGAAUAUAACCUGAGGGGUUGUGACCUCACUGUCCCAGUGUGUGGAGUAUAAGUGGUCUCAGUCCUACCCAAAGAUCGCUCAAUAUGAGCUCUGAGUUCUUUCCGUAGAGUAACGGCUGGCUGGGUGACCAGAAGACGACCACAGGUGAAUCACACACACACACACACGCGCACACACACACACACACACACACACACACACACACACACACACACACACACACACACACAUCAGUGGUCAUUUUAAACAGACUUGGUUGUGAUUCAUUGUCAUGGUACAGACAGCAGCAGUCUUAUUUACUACCACAGAACAGUUGACUAAAAAUACAACACUGCAAUGAGAGGACUUUGAAGAAACUUUGAAUGCUGCUUAGUUUAUUUUUUUGUGGAUGGACUUAGUGUUGCAAGAAAAUGCUUGAAACUGUAACUUUACUUUUUUCUAAUGUCUCAACAGUUUUCCUUAAGAUAAUGGGAUUGGAAACAUCAGAAAAAAACUAUUGUUUCAACUUGUGUUUUCCUGCACCACUAAUUCUAUUUAAUUAGUUGUAGUUAAAAAAUUAGUAUACCAUUUGGGAAAUACACUUGCAUAUCCAUACUAGAUCUAUAGUGAGUUUUCUGGGCCAUGCAGUGCAAACCAGUCAGUGUUUGAGGUCUCAAGGGAGUGGGGGUGGCUGGGGAGGGGUAAGGGGUCCAGGGUCAGGUCAUGGGGAGACUGAGGCAGGCAAGUCAAGGCAGCAGGUUACCAUGGCACAUCCUAAACCUUUCCUUAGUUCUAGCUCUGAAAAUCCAAGUCAGAAUGUUAUAUUUAAGGAAAUUAUCCUAUGAAAUCUGUAGUUGAUACUUGCAUUGUGUACUUAAUUUGAAGAAGUUAUUGGAAUAAACUUAUUUUGAUUAAUAAAAUCACACAGAAAAUUUUAUUUGGAAUAUAUAUAUUACUUACCUUCAUUAGAAUAAUUAGUAAAUUGUAGUUUUGGUAUCAUAGAUUUAGUUGAAGUGUUACAGAAUUUUGUUCUCUGGUGGUUCAGAACUGAGGCUCAUAAUACUGCCACCUUAGUAGUCAAGAAGGAGCUUAAGAGAAACUGGUUAAGUUUGCUUUGUGCUGCAGUGUUGGGCCCUCCUGACUUGCUGCCGAGACUGUGGUGAUUGUGCUACUUUUCAAAUUACCUUCUUUUGUAGAGUUCAAUUUUGGUAAGCAAGCUAUUAAUAGUUUUAAGUUACAAAAUAGUGGUAAUAUUCCACGACACUGCAAGGGAAUGCCUUCCACUUUGCUGUGUUGUGUUGAGUGUUGCAAAGGUUGUGUUAAUGUUUAUGUAGCACCAUAUGUGGCUGAUGUGACAGCUUGGUGUGUAUGGCUUUUCCCUCAUUACUUCCUUUGUUUCUUAUCUGUUCAGAUCAUCAAAUGAAUGCAAAAGUGUUGGACUGUCCUCUGUCAUCUUUUCAAGACCUCAUAUAGUCUUUCUAUAAGGAAACUGUCAAAGAUCACUUCAAAAAUGGACACUAAAUUUCUUAAAUUGCAUUUUGGAAGUAUUUAUUUUACUUAUUAUUAGUUCACAGUGAACUUCUUACUAAGUUGAUGCUACACAGGGAGAACAAAAAUGUCAUUCCUUUUUAGUUGGUUUUCUUUGUCAAGGAUUUCUUCAUCAGGUUAAUGUCAAAGAGGAAUCCUCCCUGUGUAGUAUAAUGUACCUUUAACAAUGAGAGAAAUAUAAUGAUGUGGAAGUAAUUGAAGAAAAGGAAUAAUAAACCUUGAAGUGCAUGUGGCAACUGAAUAUUUAUCUGUUAAUGGUGUGAAAGUUUAGUGUGUGUGUUUGGGUGUGUGUGUGUCCACCAAGGCAUCUAUCAGACCUUGUAUAGAUCACCCAGUGCAGAGUUAUGGGGCAAGCGUGAGGCAGUUAUAGAGCUUUUGAUGCAUAAGGUUUCCUUCUUGUAUGGCAGCAAACUUUGACUUGGUUCAUCAUUGCCUUAACAUGAGUGGCAGAUCUUCACUGGAGCAGGAAACUUCUGACCAUUUUGUCAUUACUUUACAUGGCUGCAAUGAAAAUGUACACACACACACACACGCACACACACACACACACACACACACACACACACACGCACACACACUACUGGGAUGUCACCAAGUUUGAAAAGGAAAAAUUUUGUUUCAUCCAUUAAUCAGAGUUUAAGUUGAGUAAGAGCAGUAGGUCCUUGUCAACAAUGUGACACCCUCACCAGGGAGAGCUUUACCUUAAGGUGUGCGGCAGCCUGUGCAGUUUGGUGUUAGGUGUGGGCUGUGCCGGGUGUAUUAUCCAGAGAGCAGAGGAACAGUAUGUAACCAAAGAGUAUCAACUAUCAUUACAGGUUUCAUAUCAGUGACCAAAAGAGACCAAUGGAUAGACUCUACAAAUCAAUGACCUGUUCUUUAUAUAUAUGAUAUAUAUAUUCAACUAUGUAUACAGUUAAUGAGAAUGUUUAUAUAUAUAUAAAUAAAUAAAUAUAUAUAUAUGUGUGUGUAUAUGUAUGUAUGCAGUGUCUCGGAGUGUAUUUUUUUAUGAGUUCCAUGAUGCUAAGUGAACUGCACAAGCUUAGUGUAUUCUGUGCCAUUUUUUUUUUUUUUUUUUUUUUAUUCACUAUACUUUUAUUGAGGUUCCUCAUACUACAAUAUCUCUUAUAAGCUUUCCUUUAUGUAUAGUUCCUUACAUGUAAACAAGACUUGCUUCAGUUGACCAAUUUCUGUCGUACAACAAUCACGUUUGGCGCCCCGGCCUAGCGUCCCUCAGGCUAGUCAUCCCAGUGCCUGCAGACUUGUUCAUGUACACAGCCAAGCCAGCUCAGGACAUCCCUUGUUUGCCUCACAUCCUUUAGUUUAAUGGCUUGUACUCCUGUGAGAACUCAUGGUCAGUUUUCUUUAGCACUAGCAACCAGAGCCUCUCUCUUUAGUGUUCUCAGACAGGAAGCUAUGUUCCUCUAAAUGUGAGAACUCCCAUUAAUUUUUUACCCAUAAUUUCUAGAAUGAGAACCAAUCCUAUCAGUGCUUGUGGACAGGAAGUUGUGCGCCUGUAUAAGCAUGAGAACUCCUACGCUCAUUUUUUUACAAACCAGUGCUGAAAUGAGGACUUGUCUCUGCAGUGUUUCCUGACAGGAAGGUGUGGCCUGUGGAGGUGUUUUAUCUUUCAGUACCAGAGAUGAAAGCCUUUCCUCACAGUUCUGUAGGGCAAGGUGUAGUAUGUUGAUGGGUGUCUUUGUAUCCUGAAUGGAACUGACUGGAAAAUUGCCUGAGUUGACCCAAAAUUCAUCAUUGAUUGUUGUAUAUGACUGAUGUUUCCUGGGGCUCCAUGCAGUGAGGUGGCAGUCUGCUCCCAGGUGGACUGCUGUUGUAUGGAGAAUGUCACAAGGAUUAAAAAAUAUACAAUGUAUACCAGGAGUAGAAACUGUUAUUAUUUUUGGAGUAGUAUAUUUAUCCUAAAUCCUUGUUCCUCAUACUACUAUAGACGAAGAAAUAUUGGCAUUAUCUAAAGUUUGUUAUGCAAUGUUUAGUUUGGGAUAAUUUUCUUUUGAAUUCCUAUCAAAUGAGUGUUUGUACAUUAGGCCUAAGAAGUGAGGUCAUGAAAUUAAACAUUUUGUAGGUUGACGUCACCUCUUGGGGCAAUUGUACACCAGGUGUUUGUGUUGACUGUCAGGUAUGUUUUGUCAUUACCAACUGGUGCUUAUGAAUGAUGAUCAGUGGAUAUUUUUUAUGAUAAUAGAAGUGGUGAGUUAGAUGUACUUGCCUUGGUAAAAUAUUCCAAAUUUGUGAAGCUAUGUACCUCACACACACACACACACACACACACACAGAAAUGGAUCAGCGGAUUCAUUACACAUAGAUUUAAAAGAAAAUAUAAUAAUUUGGUUUUGAAAAGGACAGGAGAAUAUGAACUUGACUCACUCCUUUAAAAAUACACACACACACACACACACACACACACACACACACACACACACACACACACACACACUUUUCCUAGGAGGAGAAAAGAAAAGGGUUGUGACAAUCUUGCUGUGGUCCAUAUUCACGUCAUUCCAAAGCAAACACCACAUUUCCAUAAAGCUGUGUGUGGUAAAGUGUGUGUGAGUAAUGGUGAAGCUAUAAGAGCAUGUUGAAUUACCUGUUUGACCAAGACAAGUUUGUGGUAUCUAUGGAAUUUAACAACUUAAGGAUUGGCUGUAAAAAAAAAAAAAAAAAAAAGAAUAAUGGCUCUUUAUAAUUCUUAUUGAUUCUAUGAUGUUUUCUUGCAAACCAAAUCAAAACCAUUAGAUAAGGGACUAUCUGCUUUAUCUAUCUUGAAAGUGAGGCAUUAGAGAUAGACAGUUAAAGGCUUACAGUUUGGGACAAUAGAUCUAUGUCUUUUGGGAACAAAGCAUCAGAUAGACAAUUAAAAGCAACCAGUUUAGAGUGACAGACACCAAGACAGACAGGUUACAACAGACAAGUAUGCCAGUGACACCCAGGAAUGAGGCAGGGAGGAGCCUGAUUAUUUUACAUGCCAAGGUAGUGUUAGUUAGCAAUCAACUUCCAGGGUUGUGCAUGAAGAUAAGAGAAAUUGAGUAGUGAGAAGGUAAAGGAAAUAUAUUUUCUAUGAAACAAAGGUAUUCUAUAUAGUAAAUAGUCCUUAUUUCUUAUUUAUAUCUCUCAUUUUUGCCCAGCCUUUCCCUUCAGCAUUGUUCAGUUCUCACCCUCAGAGGCAUCAUCAUCAUUACUCUUGAUUUACUUCCUUGUGUCCUGAAUGCAGAGGGUUCAUAAUUGUUUGUCCUUCCUUCCCGGGGAUCCACUCUAUGCUUUUGCAGAAUAGUAUUUUGACUUGCUUCAUAUUUUUUUAUGAAUAAAGUAACUGAGAGAGCAAGUCUAAUUAGGGCAAACAUGGUGUAUUUCUGUGAUUAUCAAAUGCUAUUGUAAUUACCUUCCCAUUGUCACAAUACUGUACUCCUAAUAUGCUGUACAAGCAUUACACGUAAUAUGUAAACCAUACAUCCAUUAUAGGCCAUGGAAUAAACAAAGUGGCUUGA